GCUCGAUCCUGCUCGCGCUCAGACCGCUGAGAAAUAGCGGGCAGAAGAUGGCUGACUCGACCGGGCACCGUGAGCCCGCAGCAGCAGCAGCAUCAACUUCACCGGGGUAUCACGCGCGCCUGCCAUUCGCUGCCACUCCGCAACUCUGAAACCGCCCCGCCUCGCUCCGUGCCGUGCGCCCGCGGGGUUUUCACCCCCAAAUAUUGACUGAGAUUUAAAGAAAACAUGGCUGAGAUGGAGAAAGAGGGAAGACCUCCGGAAAGCAAGAGGAGCAGAAAGCCAGCUCACCCCGUGAAGAGGGAAAUUAACGCAGAGAUGAAGGUUCCGUCCAAUCGGCCCCUCCCAGGGGUGGGGCAGGCAGGAAAUCUUCAUGGCAACUCGCCCUACUUGAUGAGUUUUGCUGAAAACACCAUGAAUGAGUUGCUUGGAUGGUACGGAUACGACAAAGUGGAGUUACGAGAUUCAGACGACAUAGAGAUCCGCAACUAUCCUGAUGUAGAAAUGCGGCAACACAUCUCUGUCCUGAAAGAGAACUCUUUGCCAAAAGCGUCCACAUUGGAGAACAGCAGUGGUUCUCCUCCACACGCCAACAGCUCUGGCUCUACUCCCACAUCACGCAACGGAGUGACAGCCGAGACAUCUGUAAACCCCUCCUCCUCAAAGGAGCAUGGAGGCCUGCCAAUCAUAGUGCCCUUAAUCCCACCCCCUCUCAUAAAAGCACCAGCAGAGGAGGACUCGUCUAAUGUUCAGAUCAUGUGUGCGUGGUGUCAGAAGGUGGGAGUGAAGCGUUAUUCUCUCAGUAUGGGCUCUGAGCUCAAGAGCUUCUGCAGUGAGAAAUGCUUCGCUGCCUGUCGACGUGCCUACUUCAAACGCAACAAGCUUGGAUAUGUGAGGAAUUGCAGUGCCAGAGAGGAGGAGGGUGUUCCGACCCACAGCUUGUCCAAAGACACGCCCAGACUUGUGCUCAAGACAAACAGCGAUGUGCUUGUCUGUGAUUGGUGCAAACACAUCCGCCACACUAAGGAAUACCUGGAUUUUGGAGCGGGUGAGAGGAGGCUUCAGUUUUGCAGUGCUAAGUGUCUGAACCAAUAUAAGAUGGACAUAUUCUAUAAAGAGACUCAGGCUGCACUGCCAGGGGGUUUGUGUAACCCUCCUCUCCCCACCAGUGAUACGAAAUCAGAGAGCGGUGCGGGUGUACAGCUCCUUACACCUGAGUCCUGGAGUGCACCUCUAAGUGAGCUCCGCAGUCGAAAGGCACCUUCACCAGUGGGUGCCACUAUAGUUGGACCUUCUGGAUCCACGUCGGGGUCACCAUCUGAAGCUGGAACAGUGUGUUCCUCAUCGUCCUCAUCAUCUUCAUCAUCAUCAUCAACGAAAAUCCCCACACCACGGCCACAUGAAAGCCCUGCUUUACCGCCACCUCAUCCACCACCUAUAGCAGGGUUACAUCCAGCUCUGGGUAUGCCACCUGGCAGCCCACCUAUGGUCAUGACACCCCGAGGCCCAGUUCCUCUCCCUAUCUUCAUGGAGCACCAGAUGAUGCAGCAGAUGCGCCCUCCGUUUCUACGACCCCCAGGCCCCAACAGCCCUCAUUCCAAUCCCAUGAUCCCUGGCAUUGGGCCACCACCACCUCCACGGACUUUGUGCCCUCCAUCAAGCCCUAUGCACCGCCCACUCCUUUCCCCCCAUUUACACCCUUCCUCUACCCCAACCCUUUCUGGGAACCCUCCAGGUAUAUUACCCCCUCACCCUGCUGCCCACAUGCCAGGCUUGCCUUUCCCCCCAGUUAACAUGAUGCCAUCUGGUCCCAUCCCAGUUCCACCCAUUAUGAAUAUUGGCAUGCCUUCUCUGGCCCCCUUAGUGCCUCCACCAACGUUAUUAGUGCCCUAUCCAGUGAUUGUGCCAUUGCCAGUCCCCAUACCCAUACCAGUACCCAUACCAUUCAAUCCGCAGCGGUCAGGUGACAGACCAGGAAAUGAUGGAACACUUCCGAACACUGCAAACGAGCAGAAAGAUUCAAAAGCACCACCAUCAUUUUCCUCUAGAGGAGAGGAGAGGGACUUUCAGAAAGCCCCUCCUACCUCAGACACGCUUUCACCAGAAUUUUCCAAACAGACCGAGCAGGGUAGGACAGACAUGGCAGAUUUGAUGGUUAAAAUGGAAAACUCUGGUAAAGGAAGCUCUGAACACUCACGUAAAGACACACCAGCAGAUGGAGUCAUUGAUCUUACGACCAGUCAUCGCUCCCGGCAACAGCUAGUGAUCCAGAGGGCUGUAACCUGUGUGCAGGUAAAAACAGAGCCUGGGUUAAGUCCACCGCCUGCACUAUUAGGUGAAACUGAGUUGGAUGGGUCAACAAGUACUAGCACAGGAACAGCAAAAUAUGACCACAGAGACACAUACAGUAAUGCUGAAAGCCCAUUGGCUAGUGUAGCUCUGCCUUGUGCUGACCCAUCCUACUGCAGCGGCACGCCACCACUUUCUCAGCCAAUCACAUGCAGUGCCUCCACUAUACCUAGCAACAUCACCACCGCUAAGACUGAGCCUGGCUCUGCUACACCCUGCAAUGUGAUCGUUAAUGGGAGCUGUAAUUUGCCUCCAACAGAGAGUUUGAUCAGAACGCCUCCAUUAGAGCAACGUCCUCAGGUGGACACCUGCCGCAGGACGACCACAGUGUGCGGUGAGCCUGCGGGGGCAGAUCUAGAAGGAGAGGACCUGAAAGAGAACAGCUGCCUGGCCACUGAAAGGGACUCGGCAGGUAAGAGAUGUUCAAAUGACCAGUCUGCCAUUACUGCAGGAACAGGGGACGAUAAACCUCAGAGCCCUGAAGAUGACCCAUCUGGUGAGGACCAUGCCUACGCCUUGCCCAUAAUGCCCAAACCUGGCUGUGUCAUUCAACCCGUGCCCAAACCUGCUGACAAAACUGCUGCCAUCUUGCCCUGUGGCUUGACAGCCCCAUUAACGGGAACUGUUCCAAUGGAAAUGGAGCCUCCGCUGAAGAGAAGGUGUCUGCGUAUUCGCAAUCAGAACAAGUGAAAUUGAGGAAAGAUAUUAACAUCUCACCAAAGGGAUAAAGAGGACUGCACUGCAGAAGAGACCACCCGCCAUCCCCAGACUCCAUCUCCAAUCAAGAUGUCAACCUUGUUUCCUCCACUUCUCCAAUCCCGCACAAACACAUUUAGACAUAACAGGCACACAGAUCAUCCGGUGUGGGACAGUAGUCUGCUCCAUCUCCACCCCUUCUGGCUAAACAAAGACUGACACAAAGUGUUAAUCUGGGAAGUAGAUCGGCUGUGAUGUUUGACCUUCAAUUUCAGCAUCUUCAGGCAUCCCAGUCUUCUUGCUGAGGAAAGAGAUAUUUCUCAUCCUCUGCACUCAAUCCCCCUCCAUCCACAGCUUGUUGUUGCGAGUUUCCGCCUACUGGUUGGAGGCGAUAUUGCAGUGGAAGACCACAGUUUAGAUAUGCAGAUCUCCAAGAAGGUGGAGCAUAUGCCAAACAUAACAGCUCUGCCAGGCUGCCAAUCAAACAUUUGGAACAAGGCCAGUCAAUUCCUGCCACAGAAGGAUGGACCAGUUUUCUUCUUUGUGCGUGUGUAUUCAAAGAAGCGUGGUUUAAUCUGUCUGUACAAUUAAGGUGAUGCUUCAGACUUGCAGAAGCAGAAUUGCUCUAGAAGAUGGACAGAAUACUCUCUCAGCUCAAAACCUUUCUCUCACUCACUUCCCCUGACUAUGUGUAUCAGUAUCUGCAACACCAGCAAAACACUCUGUACUCUUUCUUAACCUUUUUCCUUUCUCUCCUUUCUGAGGGAGAGGUGUUCCGGAACUGGACACCCAAAAAAAGACAGGAAGAGAGAAACUUGCACACCCUGGAGGGAGUACAAAAAUCACAGCAGGAGCUCAAAAAAUAGAGGGAUGAGGUGAAGUUUUAUUUCAUCCUUUGGAGCUCAUCUACCGUUGGAGAAGAAUGCUAGAAGAUAAGUAGUCCGCACUACUGGAAAACAGUGUUUGCUGGUUUAUUGUGCAAUGAAAAUUGAUUUAUUCACUGAUUUGAUUGAGGAUUAUACAGGGUACAGGCCUCAGCAAGCAUUUUGGCUAACUGUUCAAAUGGCUGCUAGUGUUGUGGCCACUGGUUUGGAGGCUCUCCACCCAGUCUGUUCAAUUACACGCGCCCAUUGAAACGCCACAUGGCUUAACAAAGAGUAGAUGGGUUGUGUCCCAACAUAUCAAGACGGCUAGAUGGAAAUCAGUGACCACAGGGGCAUUUGGGUUGGAUUUCUCAUUAUUUAUAUCUGUAUCCAUCUUAUUGUGGUGCUCUUACUUAAGAACUUCCCUCUUGGGUCUCCUAUCGCAGAACAAUCAAACUGAGUAGAGAGAGAGGGGUCAGCAAAUGUUUCAGUGAGCUGGUGUCAGUGGUGCAUUCCUGAGGUUCAGUUGUAUUUUUACGCUUUAUUUUUUUGCCAAAUCCCAAUCAGUGCUAAGUUAUGUUCAUCACUUCCUUUCCAGCUAUGGUUACAGGAACAGCCUUAGUUAGUUCCAAGGUGCCUCAGUGUAGAGUUCACUUACACAAGAUGCCAAGAACAUUUAGCUUAAAGGUACACUGGGUUGGAAAGGUGGACACAGAGCCAAAAUAACUCUUAAUUUCACAGAGUACUGUAAGAGGUGAAUGCAUGGUUAGCACCUGUGUCUUUAUGUCAUUUGUUUCGACUAAAGCAGAGAAGUCAAUCUAAAAGCCAAGUGUGUGUGUGUGUGUUUGUGUUUGUGUGUGUGUGUGUGUGUGUGUGUGUGUGUGUGUGUGUGUGUGUGUGUGUGUGUGUGUGUAUGUUGACAGUGUGUGGAAGAAGGUAGGCCAAAAGUUUAGUUUAAAGGCUGGUUUAUACUUCUGCGUCAAGAGAAUGGCGUGACCCACUGUGCUUGCCUUGCACAUAGUUGCACAUUCAUACUUCUGCAUGCUGUUUGUGUUGCUCUGCAAAAACACUUCAGAAACGCUAGCUGGCAGUAGGUUUUUAUUAAGGGUGUACGGAUCACACCCAACGGUUCGGAACUUGUAGGUUAAUUCAACAUUUAUAACAAUUGCAGUGAGAUCGCCUCCCGUGUCAUUCAAAUAAGCAUUUUGAUUUCCCCGUAAAAUAUAAUGAUGACAGAAAAAGUUGUGGUUGGACCUACCUAACCUAAAUGCUUUCUUAGGAUAUUAAUUAAAGGUGUUUUCUGUCACUGUUUGUUUAGGUUGCAUUAAUGCAUUCAGUGUAAAGCUGUACAAUUAAAUAUUAAAAGAUUGUGAUCUCUAUUCAAACCCGCGCAACAUGAACGAUAAAUAAUAAUGAUUUGCAUUUGUUUAUUAAUCUUUCAAAGUGUCGCAAAUCAGCGUUUCAUCGAGAGAGAUUCCGUUUUUGCACUUUCUCAGUUCGUUUUAAACAAUGAAAUAACACAGAAGAACUAGCAGAACAGUUUAUAGUUCAGAUAUAAACACUGAUGUUUAUAUCUGUUUGACGCUGGUGAAAGCAAUUACAUCGUGUAACCAACAAGGGGCGACAAACAAACAUCAAAAUUAUGUCACUGAAUAGGUUUUCAGAAAUGAUACACCUACAGUAUAAUGAAACAGGAAGUUUUAUGUGUGAAUUGUUGAAUCAAUAAUAGAAAACAAAAAUGAUCUGUUGUACAAGAUGUUCGAUUUUUAUAUCAGCAACAGUAGCAAAGAUCAUUUUUCGUAUUGAAUAUUUUCCUUGAUUUCAGCUGCUUCUUUUUUGAUUUAUAUUUUUGUUAAAAUUACAGGUUCACGGUUCUGUUUAUUAAAACCAAUGCUUUUUGCAGUAAUAUUUUUGUAUAAAUGGAAAGCAAGUCGCAUUUGUCUCCUCCCUUUUUUGUUGAUCUGAAAAAUAGUCUGAUCCGUGACUCAAAAACCCUAGUGUGAUCCGAACCGUGAGAUUUGUGAUCCGUUACACCAGUAGUUUUUAAUGUUCCUCUGUGUCGAGUUUCUUUGUGGGUGUUUUGUUUUUUCUGAAUGCUUCCUUAAUGUACAAGUAGCUAAAACUCGCUCAUUCAGAGGCGGGAACCGGCGGACGUGCAGCAACUUUAAUCAUAAGGUAAACACAAAACAAGUUCCAUUUGAACUCCAUUAGAGAAGAAUUUAACUUUCUUUUUUACUUUAUUUACUUUUUAAAAUUGUAUUUUUGUUUACUUUAGAUCUUUUUAAAUGAAUUCGACUUUACUUUUUAUGAUUUUGUUUUAUUUUUCAGUUUUGUUUAUUUAUUUAUAGAUUUUUUAAAUUUAUUUUGUAAUUUUAAAUUGAUGUUUUGGGGUGGCAUGGUGGCUCAGUGGUUAGCCCUGUCACCUCACAGGUUGCUGGUUCGAGUCCCAGCUGGGUCAGUUGGCAUUUGAGUUUGCAUGUUCACCCCAUGUUUGUGUGAAUUUCCUUCGGUUGCUCCGGUUUGCCCCACAGACCAAAGACUUGUGGUAUAGGUGAACUGAAUAAACUAAAUUGGCAUAGUGUAUGUGUGUACAUGAUGUUGUUUGGGUGUUUCCCAGUACUGGGUUGCAGCUGGAAGGCCAUCUGCUGUGUAAAACAUAUGCUGGAAAAGUUGGCAGUUCAUUCCGUUGUGGGAACCCCUGAUGAAUAAAGGAACUAAGCUGAAAAGAAAAUGAAUGAAUGACUGAAGUUUCUGUUUUGUUUUUUGCUCUAUUGUGUCUUUGUGAUUUCUCUAAUAUUAAGUUUAAUUAAGUUGAGUUAAACUGGCCAGCAGUGACCCAAAUCUCCCCUCUCUUCCCUUCGACCUUUACCACUUCUCUCUCCCUCUUUCCCUCUCAUUUUUUCUCUCACUCUCUACUCCUGGACGACGUACAAAGAACAGUGCAAUCCAACCCGAUCCCUCUGUACUUUUUUGCAGCAGGAUUCAGUUUCACAGCGGUAUAUUUUUUUAAGAGUGGGCUCAGAGGUCUAAUUGUGACUGGAUUUCUCUCUGGGGUUCGUAUGUGGCGGAGUCUCAUUCCAGUGUCAGAUUUAAACACACACACAUUCCUGUGUCAGAUUUAUUUUGUCAGUGCUGAUACGGCUGGCUGACCCUCCGUCUGGAUAGAGGUGUUACAGAGAGCAGAUUGAUAAAAAGGGCAAAAUGUCAGAGGAGCACAAACAUGAUGUAUGUGUGUGUGUGUGUGUGUGUGUGUGUGUGUGUGUGUGUGUGUGUUUAUGUGAACGCAGAGGAGAAACAGUGAAUCUCAGUGUUGAUCUGAAGAUUUUUGAUACUGUGUGUGCGGCACUAGCAAAUGUACAUUACAUGUCUGGAUUGGUCGUGAGGAGCCAGAAACAGCAUCGUAUGUCGCUCUCAUUAUUGGCUCAAAUUUCCUCGCUUUCCCUCUCUCUCCUCCUCCUCUUUCAUACUGAGCCCUUUCUCUUCUGUUAGGAACUGUUUUAGUAUGAUUGAAAGCUCAUGUAUAGUUACGAAGCUUCUUUUCAACUAUAAAAAGUUACAGAAAUUAAAAUUAUUGCACAUUUGUUAAGAUAAAAGUUGAUACUCUGGAUAGGCCUACAAAAACUAUUAAAUUAUAAUAAUGUAACUGUAAUGGUGGGCAUCACGGUGGCGCAGUGGGUAACAUGAUCGCCUCACAGCAAGAAGGUCGCUGGUUUGAGCCCCGGCUGGGUCAGUUGGCCCCAUGUUUCCGUGGGUUUCCUCCAGGUGCUCUGGUUUCCCCCACAGUCCAAAGACAUGCGGCAUAGGUAAACUGAAUUAGCUAAAUUGGUUAUAGUGUAUGAGUGUUGCCCAGUGUUUGGUUGUGGCUGGAAAGGCAUCUGCUGCGUAAAACAUAUGCUGGAUAAGUUGGCGGUUCAUUCCGCUGUGGCGACCUCUGAUUAAUAAAGGGACUAAGCCAAAAAGAAAAUGAAUGAAUGAACUGUAAUGGCCCUUAAAAUAAAAAUGCAGUCAGAAGGUGGGGACAUGUGACAUGCUAAAAAAUGUAUUAUCGAUAAAUUAUUUGAUUUGAUCCAGUAGUGAAACAAGUCAGUGAAUCAUUUAUGCAAUCUGAUAUUUAAAAAAUGAUUCAGUAAAAUGAAUUAAAUGUUUAUAUAAAGUGCAACAUAUAACUUUUUCAGAAUCUCUAGUAAAUUGCUUGUGUUGUCUAUUUAGAAUAGUGUUGUUAAGAUACUGGAAUAUCCAACUUUGAUACGAUACCUUGAAAAAUAUCGAAAUUCAAAACCAUUUUCAAAACUGUGGGGAAACAUUUCCCCUACAUUAAAAGAAUGCAGUUAAGGGGGCGGGGGGAAAUUUAUUGCAUAUGAUGCUUAUACCAAGUACAUCAGCAGUCCUUAAAGAGCCCCUAUUAUGCAUUAAAAAGGGUCAUAUUUUGGGUUUGGGGGUCUUCAAGACCAGUCUGAUAUGCAUGCAAGGUCAAAACACUUUCAUUGUCUUAUAAUAUGAUUUAUUUUUACCUAUUUAUGCCAACAACUCACAUGUGAUUCGUUCAGCGAUUCAUUUGUUCCCAAACCCCUUCUUAGUGCGAUGCUAAUCUCCGCUGAUUGGUCCGAUGACCCAGUCUUGUUGCUGUUGGUUGAGAAAUGCCCACCACAGCUUAAUCAACAAUUUUGAAAUGUAUGUGUGAGCCGUACCUGCCAAUACUCCAGUUUUUUCCAGGAGUCUUUCAGUAUUUCAGACCCAUCUCCCUCCCAUUUUGUUAUUUCUCUCGGAAAAGCUCCUGUAAUUCCCACCUCGUUACAGUGGCAAAUUAAUUCUAACCACUGUGAGUCGACUCUUUUAUAGAUGAAUCAAUAGUUUUAAACACGGUGCACUUUCAGGUUUAAACAUCAGCUGGAUAUUUCACUUCACUUAGAGCUGUGUUACACACUGCAUGGAAGGUCAUUUUCAAAAACCCAUAAUAGGGGCUCUUUAAGUCCAAAAGUAAAUGACAAAAAAGCUAAAAUUAGUGUAACUUUAUCUUAUUUACUGAUGAAAACAAAAGUGUUAUUAAGUAUUUUUAUUAAUUAUAUAUUAUUAAUGAUUAUUCAUCUCCCUGCUGGCGAGAAGAGAGUGCGAGAGAGCAAAGACAGUAGCGAUACUAACCAAAAGCAAGAUUGUAUUGUUUUAAAUAUUUCAGUAUUGAUAUUUAUCAAUAUUUUUGACAACACUAAUUCAGAAUCAUGAGAGAAUUGUAACUUCUGUUAAACAAACAAAAACUUAUUCUCAAAUUUUCUUGUACGUCAGAUACUGAACUCUACCUGCCUAUGAAGCCUAUAACCUCACAACUGCGAGAAAACUCUACAACUCAAUAUUUCGUUUUUGUAAAAACUGGUUCAUUUCUUACAGUUUGGAGUAUUUACGUAUGUCAAAAGCAAAUCUUUUUUUCUUCUGAAUUGAGAUAAUUCAAAUUAAAUGAUCUUUUAUUUAUUGUUGUGGUGAAACAGAAGCCUGUUUUCAUAUUCACAGUAACAAAAACUCAAUGCAAAUGUGAGCUAAAACUUAGAAACAUGGUUGAUUAUAUUAUAUCGCAUUUGUAUAAAAUAAAAUUACAGUUAUGAGAAGCGUAAGAUAUAAAGUAUUAAUGCAAGACAUAAAAGUACAAUCUCAAAUACAAUAAACAAAUAUACUAUUAUAAUACAACCAGAAGCAAGUUGCAAUGCUAGAAAAAAAUAUCACAUUUUAGGAGACAUAAUUAUGUCAAAGUACAAUUACAUUUUAUGACAUUACGAAUGUCAAAACUUUGACAUUCAGAGGUUCUACAAAAAAUAAUAUUAUUGAUUAAAUGAUUCACUCAGACUCUUGUUUUAUACAAUCUUCCUCCAUAAGGAUGUGCUCUUUAAAGAAGCUUGAAUUUUGAUUGAUAGGCUUAAUGAAGGACGAUUUAAGGUUGCUUCUUAUUGUAAUCGCUCUUCAUAUUGCAUCACACACCAUUCAAACACCCGUUACUGCUUAUUGCGCAGACAUGAAAUAUAUGACUGUUUUUAUUAUUAUUAACUUCCCUGUUUUUGUGUGCGUAUAUAUGUGUGUGUGCUUGUAUGUGACCUUGCUGUUGUAACCAGAGCAGCACAGACUGGGCCGGGACAGAUUUAGCCCUGAAACCCAACACUGUUGUAGUGUCUGCGGUCCCACGCAGACAAGACAAUGACACCAGCAAAAACGUGUGUGUCUGUGUGUGUGUGUGUGUGGUGAAGCUGUCCUUGACAACAACAGAGAGACACUGUGUGUGUAUGUUGUAUGGGAGAGAUAGUCAUUGCACUUAUGGUAAACACUGUACAAUUGUGUCAACAAAACUCAUUGAAAUUUGUUUAAAAUCGUAUUAGAUUUGCUGUCUAGUGCUAAUAGUAAUAUCAAAUGUCACUAUUUUCGGGUUGCCAGAUCUUUCCCAAAACUUGCCCAAUAAGCUAAAUAAAAUGAAAUGUUAAAUAUUAUUCAUUUAAAAUAACCCUUUUCUAUUUUGAUUUACUUGAAAACAUAAUUUAUUAUUAAUUUAUUUGAAAUUAUUUGUGCCAUUAUACGUUUUAAUUGCCAUUUUGAUCAAUCUAAUGCUUCCUUGUAGAAUAAAAAUAAUACAAAUUACUCUGUGACAUAAUUGAGAAACAAAAAAUACGUAUUUUAAUAUGAAACCAACCAAACAAUGGGAGGAAAUUUAGUACAGAUAAAAGUUCUUGUGGAUAUUUAAUAUAAUAAUGAGUGCAAAUAAACCGAAGAAGGUAUUCCGGUAUUAAAUUGCUGAAAUACAACAUAACAACUGUCAUAUUUAUAAGCAAGCGUAUUGAAAAAAAAGGCAGUCGCUUAUUAAAAGAGGAUAUGGCAACAUUGCUCCACUAGAGGGAAGUGAAGUUUCCUCCAUCAGCAAGCUAGAGCAGGACAGAUGAGACCCAAAGAGUUAAAGUGAACUGAAAUAACAAACCAUAGAGCUUGAGUGCAAUACUGUAAUCCAAGAGCCUUUCAAAGGAUCUUCUAGAGAGGCGCCUGUUUCAGCGGCCAAACUGUCUUUCAGCCCUCAGGCCGCGUUCAGAAAGAGCAUUUGGCUUUUCCAUUCACCAAAAUGAGUCAGUCUGAAAUGUUUGAAGGGCCUUGGUUUAAUCAGACAGGGGAACAUGAGCACGACUGUGGCCGAAAACAGCCACACGCACACAAACAAGAUGGAGACGCAGAAAGCCAUUCAGUCCAACUCAAAUACCAGCAAAACCAAUCAAUCAGAGCAUCAGAGUUACACAACAAUCGCAGCAACGCUGGACAACUGACAUUUCAGUGUGUGAUGAAACAUCACUCCUGUAGCCGUCUGUUCAUCAUUCCUGAGGGCGAUAUUACGAGGAUGGCUUUCGUCAACAGCCAGAAUUAUGCAACAACUAAUUCUUCUGCACUCUGUGUCUGUGAAUUAACAAGAGCAAACUGCAGUUUUUAAGGAUCUAAUCUUACACUUUUUGAGGCGAACAUUUGAGCUGCCUUAAUUCUUUGUGCUCUGUAAUUACAGACGCCUGCUUGUUUAAAAACACACUUUGUAAAACACACACACACACACACACACACACACGAAUAAUAAAAUCAACUUUGUUAUCUGGCUAGUAUGGAUGUAUAGAUGCUUUGUCUGUCCUGUAUGAAUCCAAGAUUUUGCUAAAUUUGCCCCUCACCCGUUCUGCUCCUUUCACCCCUCAAACCUUGUACAUUUUCCCUUGUUGCUGUUUCUCAAUCUUUUUGUGUACUUGCAGAACAUUUUAUAGUAUUAUUUAUUACUGGCAAGCCUUUGCAUUUGCAAAUAAUAAGAGCAAGAGAGAUGGUUUAUUGAACAGGGUAGCAGAGACGCAGCAAAGCUGCUCGAUGAAAAGUAUGUCUGUUUUUGUUCAUUUUCUAAAUAAAGGAAGGAAAUGGCAGAAGAGUAAAAUAAAAAAGAUGAACUUGUCUUUUGAUUAUGAAGUUGUUAUAAAACUUGUUGCUUUAAAAUGUAUCAUUUUUGUGUUGUAACAGUAUUUGUUUAACCCAGUGAAUUGCUUAUUAAAACUGAAUAAAUAGAGGCACACUCCAA
Danio aesculapii is the source of this 11967-nucleotide messenger RNA. RefSeq names its product sine oculis binding protein homolog (Drosophila) a (gene sobpa). The record is from RefSeq and is a predicted model, not a curated record. Gene Ontology annotation, cellular component: nucleus. The coding region runs from base 226 to 3036 and encodes 936 amino acids. The transcript has 9 exons. Lineage: Eukaryota; Metazoa; Chordata; Actinopteri; Cypriniformes; Danionidae. Gene Ontology annotation, biological process: animal organ development.